GUAGAGGGUACUUAAAUUGAUGUUUCAUUUUCGCGAAUCGUAUUAGGAUAUGAUACUUCCGACGAACAGAAAUUAAGCAAAAUCUCAGAAGACUUCAUCUUAAAAUGAAUCCUUCACAAAAUGGUUCUCCUGCACUUGAUGUUAAGAGAAUUGAAUCUGCACGAGCUAACAGACAACUCCAACUUGAGAAUUGGAGGGAUUAUGAACGACAAAUAGAGGCUUCUGAAAAAUACACUAAAAAGCUAACAGUGCGAAACCCACUUGAAAGAAAUGUUAAGUUCACUGACAAUUGUGUGCUAUUAGAUGCUACACUUCGAGGGGAUUGUGAAGAGGUUGAAUAUUUGCUUUCACUUGGAAUCAGUCCAAAUAUAUCCAAUGUUGAUGGACUGACAGCUUUACAUCAGGCCUGUAUAGAUAAUGAUAUAACCUUAUGUAACAUACUGCUGGAUUACGGAGCGAAUGUAAAUGCACGUGAUGCGGACCUAUGGACACCACUGCAUGCUGCGUCGACUUGUGGUUAUUUGCAAAUCUGUCAAUUAUUGAUUAAACAUGGUGGUGAUCUGAAAGCUUGCAAUGCAGAUGGUUUAAUUCCCUAUGACAUCUGUGAUGACGAGAAAACCUCCAAUUUUCUCCAGAGUCAAAUGCGCAAAUCAGGAAUAACAUCCAGAGAGAUAGAAGAUGCUCGUACUGCUCCAGAGAAGAAGAUGCUUUCAGAUCUAAAAAUGGCAUUUUCAAAAGGGUGCAAUUUAAAUAUAUUAGAUUCACAGGGCGCUGCACCAAUUCAUGUGGCUGCCGCUUGUGGAUACACCGAAGCUGCUCUGUUUUUACUGAGAUCUGGCGUUGAUCCAGACAGUUUGGAUGCUGAUGGCUGGACACCAUCUCACAUUGCUGCCUGUUGGGGUGAACUGGAAAUGAUCAAAUUACUUGUAUCACAUGGCGCUGACCUUACUUUACCAGUACCGGACGGAAGAACAGUCUUCACAAUAUGUGAUAACGAUGAAACUCACGAUGAAGUAUGUGCAAUUUGGAAUAUGAGAGAAAAACUUAGGUCAAACGUUAGGUUGAUGGAAUCGAAUGGCGCCCCAAGACCACUUCGCCGAAGAAGAAGUACAUCCUCUGUUCAUCGGACCUCAAUGAGAGAUAAAUCAAAUUUAUCAAGACGUGAAGCCAGAGAAGAAGCUCAGUUUGCUCAUUCUUCUUCAAGUGGCCUAGAUGACAUACCACCGGGUUAUGAAUCAACAGAACACCAAAACUCAUACUUAGGAUCAGAAUUUUCCAGACAUGAAAAUUCCAACAUUAAUAUCACAGGCAAAAAUAUACCUUCUAAAUCAAAUGGAAUAAACGCUAGUUCCGUAUCUAGUUCACCUAGACUGCAAAGACAAAAACACUAUGCAUCUGAACAGCAUGCUGAAAAACACCGCGAUUGUGUCUUUUCUGAUCUAGCGAACUCUAAAGAUUCUGACACUUUGGAAAACACGUAUCCUGAUAUAAACACACAGCCUCACUCAAAACAACCGAAAUCACAUACAAACAACCAUUCAGAUAUUCUAGAUGUUUUUUCACAUCAUAACGAAGUGACUGUCUUAUCAAGAGAUAUAAAUAAUUUGGAAAAUAACAAUUUAAUAAAUGGAAGAACAACAAUCGCUGAUAAACGUAAUCAUGCUGGGUCAUUAAAUUCGUCGAAUCCUGAAGCCGAGUCGCAGUACCUUACAAACAGAGAGGUGUAUAUUGACCAUAUGAACUAUGAUUAUGACAUGCCUUCAUCAAAAGACUUACCAUUACCUCAGUAUAUUGAUCAGGAAGGGCUAGAUGGCUAUCUCCAAACCUCGACUACCCAUAAUAAAUGUUGUCAUCGGUGUACAAUACUAUAG
Messenger RNA from Trichobilharzia szidati, 1871 nucleotides. The record is from the annotation of a GenBank genome assembly. Lineage: Eukaryota; Metazoa; Platyhelminthes; Trematoda; Strigeidida; Schistosomatidae.